This is a messenger RNA of Cladophialophora psammophila CBS 110553, 1032 nucleotides long. RefSeq lists its product as uncharacterized. The record is from RefSeq and is a predicted model, not a curated record. The coding region runs from base 1 to 1032 and encodes 343 amino acids. The transcript is spliced from 2 exons. Lineage: Eukaryota; Fungi; Ascomycota; Eurotiomycetes; Chaetothyriales; Herpotrichiellaceae.
AUGGAACACCGCAGCGUCAGCAAUCUCGACGAGUUGGAGCAACUGGUCCCGCCUAGGAGAGCAGCACCGGACAGCAUUCGGCAGAUCCAGCGCCCGCAACUUGGCCAGCUCGUCAGUGAGAUGGCCAUGGGCGUGGAGCUUCCCCGGAAACGCAUCGGCUUGACGCCAGUCGCACGCGACAAGUUUGGAGUGCCCAUCCUCAUGUCCAAUCGCGCCGCGAAGAAAGUCGGGACACGCCGACGUAGGGCCCAAGGACACACAGAGCCACCACAUACCCGAUUCCCUGCGUCGAUCGCGCCCUGGCCUUUGCCGGUGCCUUUAUCUGUGCCUGCUCCCGCGGUUUUCUCAGCGGAGUCUCCUCAACCCAAGGGAGACAGGAGGGACAAAAGCAACCGCAACAGCAAUGAUAAUGAUAGCGGCAAUAACAAUGCAGCCACCGCUGGCGGUGUCCAAGCUCGGGAACCAGGCGGGGGCGGAAGCGAAAGUGGAGAGACAAAUGGAGGUCAGAGGGGACACGCGGGCAAACUCACGCUCGUUUCGGCCGGCCAGCUGGAGGAUCUCCGCGCCGACCUCAUCCAGUCCGCCAGGGAAAACAGCGACCUUCGCCACAAAGUCGACAUGCUGGAGCGAAAGCUGGCACGCGCCGAGGAUCAGAGGGAGACGUACUGGGCAUGUGGCGUGGAGUGGGCGCGUCGCGAGAAAGGACUGCGGAGUGAGCUCGAGCACUGGAGGGCACAAGCAGAGGUGGCGACGAAGAGGGGUUCCGCCGUCGAAGGAGCUGCGACCUACGGCUUCGUCGGCGUCCGCGGGUUCGGUGGUCGUGAUAAACUCGAUGAAGGUCAAGGCCACGGGCCAGGGCUGGGGCUUCAGUUCGAGAUCGGAUUCGAUGCUGAGGAUAGUGGAACUGAUUUCGACACUGGCUUCGACGCUGACUUUGGCACUGACUUCGGCGCCGACCCGGGUCUAUUCACCGCAGCGGGGGGAGGAGAGGAGUUGGACAAGGAGCGAGGCGCCAUGUUGUGGAUGGACUGA